Messenger RNA from Cantharellus anzutake, 964 nucleotides. RefSeq lists its product as uncharacterized. NCBI's taxonomy places the organism in Eukaryota, Fungi, Basidiomycota, Agaricomycetes, Cantharellales, Hydnaceae. The record is from RefSeq and is a predicted model, not a curated record. The transcript is spliced from 4 exons. The coding region runs from base 141 to 623 and encodes 160 amino acids.
AGCCCUUUCUGCCGCCAGUCCCUGGAGGUUGGCGCCCACACCCAGACCUCCUCAUUCCUCCAUCGUCAGACAAGUGGGGAAUAAUAGAAUCCCCAUCACCUUCGUCUGUGCCGCAAGAGUCCCCUUCUUACCACUCUGAAAUGUUCGAUCUUCUAAAGCUCCCCCAUGGCGACUUUGAAGCUUUGUUAAUAGGGGAGGAUGGGGUGGUUCUGUUUCGCAUUGGGUCUAUGUUCUACUCGUGGGAUCCGAACCCUUCUUCCACGUGCUGGUUUCCUGGCAACUGGACGCUUUCCAGCUUCCUCAGCGAGCUCAGAAGUGAAGGUCUUCCUCCUGCCAUUCACUUGGGUGACUGCGACUGUGAUGAGGACCGUUUCCAGCAACAUUUUGAGUGGCGGUAUAUUUUAGGGAGGGAAGUCGGCGCUAUUGAUACCAUCGCGACAGCUUUGGGAGGCAUGCAUCACUGUUAUCAUUUGCCUCCAAAUUUAUCAUUAAUAUUAUUUUCCGAAUGCAUUGUGACAAUCGUUUGGUUGCAAGAUAAUUGUUGUUACGUAGCACUCAGCGGGGGAUACUCAAGCGGGGAAAGACUUCCGCACAACAUUAUAACCGGCCGUGCAGCGGUAUAGUUUGGUAUCGAUAUAUUAGUUGGAAUACGAUUAAGUGAUGGUACAACCCAGUACGCGCGAUCUGAUGGGGGGACUUCCCACAGUGGGAUCCAGGUCAUCGUCACUGGAAUAGCAUUCGCCAUCAAGUUGAGGCCAGGUGGGUUAAGAACAAACGAUCGAUCACUCCAUGCCCCCGUAGGAAGCUAAGGGUUGCAAUCGCGCCCAGUGACGGGGUACGUGUAUGCAAGUUUAUGGAGUUCCCGACGCCUGCUUAAGGCACUGGCGGCAUGCACCUUAAAUUCAUCUGUGGGGCCUGACAAUCGCCAUACCCUACAAACUGGCAUACCUAGAGUCGAGUCAUG